AUGCGACGAGCGGGCUUACUGAAAGCGCUCGUUGGCGUCGGCGCGCUUGUCACAUUACCGGAAACCGCCGGCGCCCAAGGUGCCACGAAGAUUCAUGAAAAGGGCCGUUGUGCCAUACGAGGCCACUGCGGAAAGCAAUCGUUCUUCGGCGGCGAACUUCCCUGUCCUGAUAACGGGCUAGCUCGUGAGCCAGAGGAUGAGGUCCGCCAGAAACUGGUGGGCCUUUGCGGUCCGAAGUGGAACGAGGGUCCCGUUUGCUGUCUCGAGGAACAGAUCGAUGCACUGUCUAGUAAUUUAAAGCUAGCCGAAGGCAUUAUUGCCUCGUGUCCUGCUUGCCGACACAACUUCUUUGAUAUAUUCUGUACCUUUACAUGUUCCCCAGACCAGUCGCUCUUUGUCAACGUUACGCAGACCGAAGAGAAUCGCUCUGGUAAGACACUGGUCACCGAGAUCACGAACAUCUGGUCUGAAGAAUAUCAGAGUGGCUUCUAUGACAGCUGCAAAAAUGUGAAAAAUGGCGCUUCUGGCGGAAAGGCCAUUGAUUUCAUUGGAGGUGGCGCCAAGAAUUACUCGCAAUUCCUGAAAUUCUUAGGAGACAAGAAAUUCCUCGGAAGUCCGUUCCAGAUCAAUUAUCGCACGACACCCAGUGGUCCCGGUUCUAGAAGCAUGAAACCACUCCCGAUGCUACCAAAGGCCUGCAAUGAUCCAGACAAGGCAUAUCGAUGCUCGUGUGUUGAUUGUCCGGAGGUCUGUCCAGAGCUGCCUGCCGUGUCCACUCAAGAUUUCUGCCACGUCGGACUACUGCCAUGUCUAUCAUUUGCAGUCAUUGUUAUCUACUCUGUAUUUCUUCUUCUGGUGAUGGGUGUCGCAAGUUACGUAACCGUCAGAGAACGUCGUUUCCGCAAACCGGAGCGUGUGCGUCUCCUUCAAGAUCCAACGCCAAGCGACGACGAGGACGAAGGAGAAAUGGUUCAUCGUGCAGGAUACUUUGAGCAGCCACAAGGAAUCUACAAGCCCAACUCGGUUUUGUCAUCACUGUUCAGCCGCAUUGGAGGAGCCUGUGCCCGUUUUCCCGCAAUCACGAUUGGUACCAGUUUCAUAUUUGUAAUCUUGCUGAGCGUGGGCUGGCUACGAUUCGCAAUUGAAACGGACCCGGUGCGCUUGUGGGUUAGUCCGUCGUCUCCAGCUGCGCAAGAAAAGGUCUUCUUCGACGAGAAUUUCGGUCCAUUUUUCAGAGCGGAACAAGCAUUCUUGGUGAACGAAAGCGGCCCUGUUUUGGAAUACGAUACUCUCGCCUGGUGGUUUGACGUGGAGUCCCGCAUUCGACACAUGAUGUCGUCCGACAAGGGUCUUGGCUUGGACGACGUUUGUUUUAGACCCACCGGAGAUGCUUGUGUGGUUCAGUCUUUGACCGGAUACUUUGGUAGCUCCUUCUCGAAUCUUGACCCAAACACAUGGCGAGAUAGAAUUCGUCAUUGUACCGAGUCACCUGGUGACCCUAGUUGCCUCCCCGAUUUCCAACAGCCGUUGAGACCGGAGAUGAUCCUGGGUGGCUAUGAAAGCACCGGAGAUGUACUGGACGCAAAAGCAUUAGUCGUCACCUGGGUUGUCAACAAUUUCGCCCAGGGCACGGCAGAUGAAGAGAAGGCGGUCGACUGGGAGAACAGUUUCAAGCGCGCGAUGGAGUCUGUGCAAGAAGAAGCUGCUGAACGUGGUCUUCGUGUCUCGUUCAAUGCUGAAGUGAGCUUGGAACAGGAGCUCAACAAGUCCACGAAUACAGAUGCCAAAAUCGUUGUCAUCAGCUACAUCAUCAUGUUUGUCUACGCCUCCUUGGCAUUAGGAUCUGUGACUGUGACAUGGCGGUCUCUUCUCAGAAACCCAGCCAAUGCUCUUGUGCAGUCAAAAUUCACCCUUGGAAUUGUGGGCAUCUUGAUUGUCUUAAUGUCCGUCUCUGCUUCGGUGGGACUAUUCUCAGCUGCCGGUGUCAAAGUCACUUUGAUCAUUGCAGAGGUCAUCCCUUUCCUGGUUUUGGCAGUUGGCGUCGACAAUAUCUUCCUGAUCGUUCACGAAUUCGAGCGUGUGAACUUUAGUCACCCGGACGCAGAGAUCGAUGAACGAGUCGCUCGGGCAGUUGGGCGGAUUGGACCCAGCGUCUUCCUAUCAGCCUUGACCGAGACUGUUGCCUUCUCACUAGGUGCAUUCGUUGGGAUGCCUGCUGUAAAGAAUUUCGCGGCGUAUGCAGCGGGCGCGGUUUUCGUCAAUGCAAUCUUACAAGUGACCAUGUUCAUUUCAGUUCUAGCUCUCAACCAGCGACGAGUUGAGAGUUUGCGUGCAGACUGCUUCCCCUGUUUGACUGUUCAAAAGGCAAACUCCUUUGGUCUGCCGGAGGACCAAGUCUUCGAUGAUCACGAGGCCGAAAGCUCCUUGCAAAGCUUUAUCCGUUGCAUCUACGCUCCUUUUAUCUUGGACCGCCGCGUGAAGGCGACCAUUGUCAUUGCUUUCCUGGGACUUCUGACGGCAGGUAUAGCCUUGAUCCCGGAGGUUGCUCUUGGUCUAGACCAGCGGUUCGCACUCCCUAGUGAUUCGUAUCUGAUUCCCUAUUUUGACGACCUUGAUUCAUACUUUCGAACCGGUCCGCCUGUCUACUUUGUGACUCGUAAUGUCAAUGUCACCGAGCGAAUUCAUCAGCAACAACUCUGCGGUCGUUUCACAUCAUGCGAAGAAUUCUCUCUUCCAUUCAUCCUGGAGCAGGAAUCCAGGCGACCAAAUGUAUCUUACUUGUCUGGCUCUGCAGCCAGCUGGGUGGACGACUUUUUCUACUGGCUCAAUCCCCAACAAGAUUGCUGCAAAGAGAACGACAAGAUUUGCUUCGAAGAUCGCAUUCCACCUUGGAAUAUCACUCUUCAUGGAAUGCCAACCGGACCCGAGUUCAUUCAUUACGCAGAGAAGUGGCUCAAUGCUCCAACGGACGCUUCAUGUCCUCUCGGGGGUAAGGCGCCUUAUAGCUCUGCAGUGGUAAUCGACAAGGCAAGCUCCAUGGUCAAUGCCAGCCAUUUUCGAACCAGUCAUACUCCUUUGCGGAACCAACGCGAUUUCAUCCAAUCUUAUAUUGCAGCUCGCCGCAUUGCUAAUGACAUCUCUCGAGAGCACAAAAUCGACGUGUUCCCUUACUCCAAAUUUUAUAUCUUCUUCGAUCAAUAUACCUCCAUAGUUCAACUGACGGGGACCCUGCUGGGAUCAGCCGUUGCUAUCAUUUUUGUUCUGACCUCCACCAUUCUCGGGUCCGUCGCCACAGGUGCCGUCAUUACCACAACUGUUGUGAUGACUGUUGUUGAUAUCAUUGGCACCAUGGCCAUUGCCGGAGUCUCUCUAAACGCUGUUUCACUUGUCAAUUUGGUGAUCUGUGUCGGAAUCAGUGUCGAAUUUUGCGCUCACAUCGCUCGCGCGUUCAUGUUCCCUCCGCAGACAUUGCUUGAAAAGGCACCUGCCAAAUUUCGUGGAAAGGAUGCACGCGCCUGGGCAGCACUUGUCAAUGUAGGCGGCAGUGUCUUCACCGGCAUUACCAUGACAAAGCUUCUUGGUGUCUGUGUUCUGGCUUUCACCCGAAGCAAGAUCUUCGAGAUCUAUUAUUUCCGCGUGUGGUUAGCUUUGGUCAUCUUUGCUGCCGCACACGCGCUUAUCUUCCUGCCAGUGGCGCUAAGCUACUUUGGUGGAGCUGGAUAUCUCGAUCCUGCUGCCGAUGGUGGCCUCGAGGCAAAUCUUGCUUCCCGAAGCUAUCGUUCCUUACUGGUCGAUGAUGGCUACGACUCUGAUGAAUACUGA
This is a messenger RNA of Penicillium diatomitis, 3822 nucleotides long. RefSeq names its product sphingolipid transporter NCR1 (gene ncr1). The transcript has 3 exons. NCBI's taxonomy places the organism in Eukaryota, Fungi, Ascomycota, Eurotiomycetes, Eurotiales, Aspergillaceae. The coding region runs from base 1 to 3822 and encodes 1273 amino acids. Gene Ontology annotation, cellular component: membrane. The record is from RefSeq and is a predicted model, not a curated record.